Neofelis nebulosa (Clouded leopard) is the source of this 760-nucleotide messenger RNA. Its product is annotated as keratin-associated protein 6-3-like. The transcript has 4 exons. The coding region runs from base 197 to 442 and encodes 81 amino acids. The record is from RefSeq and is a predicted model, not a curated record. Lineage: Eukaryota; Metazoa; Chordata; Mammalia; Carnivora; Felidae.
AUGUGGACAUAAAUUUGAAACCGUGAAAAAAAAUGAUGUUUUAAAAAUAGAAUCCUAAAAGGAAAUAUUAAUUAAACCAUCACUCAUGUGAAAAUAGGGAAAAUCCCUAAAGAGAAAAAAAAAAACCAAACAAACCGAGUUUGGAACAGAAGAGAUGGAGAAUCUCAAAUGAAGCACAACCUCAACAGCCAACACCAUGUGUGGAAGCUACUACGGAAACUCUUAUGGAGGCUGCGGCUAUGGAGGCUGUGGCUAUGGAGGCUGUGGCUAUGGAGGCUGUGGCUAUGGAGGCUGCGGCUAUGGAGGCUGUGGCUACGGAGGCUGUGGCUAUGGAGGCUGCGGCUAUGGAGGCUGCGGCCAUGGAGGCGGCUCCUGCUAUGGCUGUGGCUAUGGAUAUCGCUCCCACUCUCUCCAUGGCUGUGGCUCUGGCUGCGGCUACUAGUAAUGAGGGCACCAUGGGGGACUCUCACCCUCUACACCUGGACGUGGGAUUCACCAAUUCUGAGCCCCACACGUUCUGAGCCUUUCUCUUGGGUGACGAUAUCCUGCAGGAUGAAAGUCUAGUAGGUCUGUUGCUGCCUACAGCCUAACCUACGGAUUCCCUGGAUUUACCUGGUGGAGUGGAAGAUGGUGAAAUUCACCUGUGACCCCACAGUUCCGCCUUCAUCAAGAUGAUGGUGUCACAGCGACUGCCUUGAUGAUGUCCAUGCUGGAGUUCGUUUCUGUGUUGACCUAAUAAACUUGUUCAAUCCAAAUGGCA